This is a messenger RNA of Daucus carota subsp. sativus, 2202 nucleotides long. RefSeq names its product cysteine--tRNA ligase 2, cytoplasmic. Gene Ontology annotation, molecular function: ATP binding; cysteine-tRNA ligase activity. Gene Ontology annotation, cellular component: cytoplasm. Gene Ontology annotation, biological process: cysteinyl-tRNA aminoacylation. The record is from RefSeq and is a predicted model, not a curated record. NCBI's taxonomy places the organism in Eukaryota, Viridiplantae, Streptophyta, Magnoliopsida, Apiales, Apiaceae. The transcript has 9 exons. Bases 147 to 1841 code for a protein of 564 amino acids.
CACAAAAAGAAAACAAAAUUAAAGAUAUUCAGUUAUAACUUCCCAAAUCUAAACCAAUAAAGCUCCAUAUAUACAUACAAACCGUAUUGCUAAACCUAGGGUUUUGCUUGUUCAAUUAGAGCUAGAGAUCGAUCAAUCGGCGAGCAAUGGCUGAAGAGAGAGCUGAGUUGAUCGUGUACAACAGCUUGACUAAGCAGAAGGAGGUGUUUAAGCCCAGAGUCCCCGGAAAAGUCGGGAUGUAUGUGUGCGGCGUCACGGCGUAUGAUUAUAGUCAUAUCGGUCACGCGAGAGCUUAUGUCGCUUUCGAUGUCUUGUUUAGGUAUCUAAAACAUCUAGGCUAUGAAGUCACGUAUGUGCGGAAUUUCACUGAUGUUGAUGACAAGAUUAUCAAAAGAGCAAAUGAGAGGGGGGUGGAUCCCAUAUCUUUGAGUAAAGAUUUUAGUAACGAAUAUUUGCAAGACAUGGAGGAUCUUCAGUGUUUGCUUCCUACACAUCAGCCACGUGUUUCUGAUCACAUGAAAGAAAUUAUAGAUAUGAUAUCUCAGAUAGAAAGUAAUGGCUGUGCUUAUCGAGUUGAAGGUGAUGUUUACUUUUCUGUUGAUAACUCCCCAAAAUAUGGUCAGCUAUCUGGACGAAAGCUGGAGGACAAUAGAUCAGGGGAACGGGUUGCAGUUGAUUCGAGAAAGCGAAAUCCUGCUGAUUUUGCUCUGUGGAAGUCUGCAAAGGAAGGCGAACCAAGUUGGGAAAGCCCUUGGGGUCCAGGAAGACCAGGAUGGCACAUAGAAUGCAGUGCUAUGAGUGCCAAGUAUCUGACCCCUGUAUUUGAUAUUCAUGGUGGUGGUAUGGAUUUGAUAUUUCCUCACCAUGAAAAUGAAAUUGCCCAAAGCUGUGCAGCCUGCCCAGAUAGUAAUGUGAGUUAUUGGGUGCAUAAUGGUUUUGUUACCACAAAUGAUGAGAAGAUGUCAAAAUCGUUAGGAAACUUCUUCACCAUUAGGAAGGUUACAGAAUUGUACCACCCACUGGCUCUGAGACAUUUCCUGUUGGGGACACAUUAUCGAUCUCCUGUAAACUAUUCAAUCACACAGAUAGAAAUUGCAUCUGAGGCCGUGUAUCGAAUAUACCAGACGUUGCAAGAUUGCCAAGAUGCUUUAUCAUUAUCUCGGGAAGGAAGUGCCGACACAGCAGGAGGGAAGAAAGUUCGCAUUACAGAUGCUGCCAAUGAAUGCAUCCGUAACCUGCAGAAUGAUGUUAAGAAGAUGUCAGAUGAUUUACAUACAUAUUCCUUGUUGAAUUCUGCUCUGCCAGAAGCUUUGAAAUUGAUUAAUAGCUCUUUAACUCAGCUGAAGAAGAAGCAACAACAGAAACAGAAACAGUCAGUUAUUCAAUCUCUUAUUGAACUAGAGAAAGAAGUCAGGGAUGCUUUGGACAUCUUGGGUUUGCUCUCCAAAUUAGAAUAUUCUGAGGUUCUAGGACAACUGAAAAGCAAAGCACUGAUAAGAUCAGGUUUUGAGGAUGAAUACAUAGAAGAUCAAAUUAAGGAGAGAGCAUUGGCUAGGAAAAACAAAGAAUUUUCUAGAGGAGACAAAAUAAGGAGUGAUUUAGCUUCCAAAGGAAUUGCUCUAAUGGAUGUGGGCACUGAAACAAUUUGGAGGCCCUGCAUGCCAGUUCAGCAAGAACAACUAGCUGUGCCAAAAGAAGCAAAACCAUGCAAGGACGCUGAGAAACAACCGGAGGCACAGUUGGUGCAAGUCAAAUUAGAAGAUCCAUUGCCAAAUGAACAAGAAAAGUCAUCAGGUGUUGAAGCUGUGAAAGAUAAUCCGACGCUGCCUACAACCCCUUGAUGGUGAACCAUCUAUAUUAAUUAUAUAUUUAUCAUUUUAACUAUUGAGUGUCAAAUUUACUUGUAUACAUGUUCACAGCCAUGACUGGGUACAUGUUGGUAACAUGUAAACAGGGUUAACCCUUAUUGGGCUGAACUUGUUAUAGACUAAGAUAUUUCACAUUUUUGUCGGCAUUAUACACCCACAUUAAAACUGUAUUCAAGUGUGAGAUUCUGCCUAUUUACUUAUUUUCUCCAUGGUCUUGCUACCAGGACAGGUGAAUUUUGUCUCUCCGCUUGAAUUUUUUACUAUGCAUGAGUUUAAUGUCCGUUCUCCAGCUCUGUAUGAUACAUUAUGUAGUCAGUAAUGUAUUUUGAUGCUA